AACCAUAACGGGCAUACUUCAUUAGACCAUACCUUUACAAGGCUUAACGUAAACAUCUAAAUGUUAUACUGAAUGUAAGCGACAAUGGCUACUGUACUGCAUUGGGGAGAUAUUUUAGUGAUUCUUGGAUAUUUUCUGGCGGUUAUAUUAGUUGGACUGUGGUCAUCAUGCAGAAAUCGAGGCAGUGUAGAAGGUUACUUUUUGGCCGGAAGAAGCAUGCAUUGGAUCCCUGUCGGAGCUUCGCUGUUCGCAAGCAACAUAGGCAGUGGCCAUUUCGUGGGUUUGGCGGGAUCCGGUGCGUCUAACGGUAUUGGGAUAGCCGUGUUCGAGUUGAACGCCAUCUUCAUCCUGAUGCUGCUGGGAUGGCUGUUCGUUCCAGUCUACAUCGCAUCUGGGGUGUUCACAAUGCCGGAAUACCUCAAGUUGCGGUUUGGCGGUCAGCGGAUCCGGAUCUACCUGGCCGGCCUGGCGCUCAUCCUGUACGUCUUCACCAAGAUAUCCGCGGACUUAUACUCGGGCGCACUCUUCAUGACGGAGGCGGUGACCAUGAACCUCUACCUUGCCGUCAUCAUCCUGCUUGUCGUGUCCGCCGUCUUUACUAUCGGAGGUGGUCUGACGGCUGUGAUCUGGACUGACUUCGCCCAGGUCGUCAUCAUGGUGGCAGGAGCAUUCGUCCUCAUGAUCAUGAGUUUCAUCGAGAUCGGCGGCUACGAGGUGACGGUGAAGAAGUACUUUGAGGCGUGGCCGAACACCACGCGGCUCAACUACGGCUCCACGAACUACUCAUACUGGAAGUGCGGCAUCCCGCCGGCGAACUCCAUGAACCUCAUCCGCAGUGCCGACGACGGCAGUCUGCCCUGGCCCGGCAUUAUGUUCGGACUGACCAUCUCGUCCAUUUGGUACUGGUGCUCCGAUCAGGUGAUUGUACAGCGCACCCUGGCGGCAAAAGACAUGCACCAUGCCAAGGCGUCCACGAUAUUCGCCGGGUACCUGAAGUUCCUGCCCCUCUGGCUGCUCGUGUUUCCGGGAAUGAUCUCCAGGAUAAUGUUCCCAGACGAGGUGGGGUGCGCAGACCCGGACGUGUGCGAGAAGGUCUGUAACAGCCGGAAGGGCUGCACCAACAUCGCCUUCCCGCGACUCGUGCUCAAGGUCAUGCCCACCGGUCUCAAAGGUCUGAUCCUGGCGGUAAUGAUGUCGGCUCUCAUCUCAUCUCUGACGUCAGUGUUCAACAGCAGCAGCACCAUCUUCACCAUGGACAUUUGGCGUCGUAUACGCAAGCACGCCACAGACAUCGAGCUCAUGAUCGUCGGCAGGGUGUGCGUGUUGGUGAUGGUGGUGGUCUCCGUGGUGUGGAUCCCCAUCGUGCAGAACUUCGGCGAGCUGUUCCACUACAUUCAGGCGAUCACGAGCUUCUUGGCGCCGCCCAUUUGUGCGGUUUACCUGCUCGCCAUCUUCUGGAAACGUACUAACGAGCCGGGCGCUUUCUGGGGUCUAAUGGUCGGCCUAGUGACGGGGUUGGUGCGGUUCGCCUGGGAGUAUUCGUACAGCGUGCCGCCUUGCGGGGAGGAGGCUAAAGACACCAGGCCCAGCAUCAUCAAAGACGUCCACUACCUGCACUUCGGCUGUAUUCUAUUCGGCAUCUGCGUCAUCGUCACCGUGGUGAUCAGUCUGCUUACUAAGCCUAUCGAUGAUAUACACAUGCCGCGCCUGACGUUCUGGAGCCGGUUCAGCAAGGAGCACAGAGAGGACAUCACGGUGGACGAGUUGCAGGCGACCACGGGCGGCCCGCAAAUCUGCGGAUCCGAUGGCGACUACGCCAGUCAGCCGUGGUACAACAAAGCCGGUCAGUGGAUCUGCGGUAUCGAGAAGCACGAUGCCCCCGUGCUGACACCGGAAGAGAAGGAGGCCAUCAAGCGCAAACAGGAGUCCAUACACGAGACCAGGUGGUGGAAGAUCUUCCUGAACGUUAACGCUAUCUUUCUUAUGACACUGGCAGUGUUCUUAUGGGGAUUCUAUGCGUAGUGGCUCACAUCUGGUUCCAUGUGUGUGGACUGUAUACAGUAAUGGUUGUGAUAUAACUAUAAUAUAAGACAGAUUGAAAUCAAUUGGUCAAAUCUUGCACGCUUUCUGAGAGAUUGGGAACUUUUGUCCUAGUACAUUGGGUAACAACGAUUUUUUUUGUUCAGCAUGUUGUUAUCGUAGUUGGUACGAGAGGGUGUUUGGUGUUAUAAGAAGCGGCCAUAUGUGGAUUUGUAGUUAAGUACUUAGUUGCGUUAAUUAUGAAACAUGUAAACAUGUGUUCGUAAGUGUUACAUUAAAUCAUAUUUGUACACACUGUACAUUCCAUGCAUACGGAUACUAGUAUUUUGUUGAGUGUUUUUUCCUGCAAAGUCUUUAAUACACAAAUGCCCAUGUAUUUGAGCAUAAAUUGUCAUUUUUGAGAAUUCGUCUUAUUCACGUCCUCAGGUUGUUAGAUGUAUUGUAAAAGUAAGACUUGCGAAACUCGUUUGUGUUUCUGUUAUCGCACAAUAAUAUGGUUAAUCAGCUUUAAACGAAGAAACAAAAUGUAACACUAGCAAUAAGCAAUGCCUCUUUAAAACGACAGAUUCCAGUAUACAUUCGAUGUGCAUGUAAUAGAUUUUUAGUAUGGAUAUACAUUGUGUUCAUGUUGACGAUAUACAUUCACUUUUUCUUGUUUUCAAUCAAACUACUCCGCAAUGUCUUUUGGUCGGAAAUGUCAUAUGUGUUCCCACACAUGAUUAUGUAUUUCACAUGGGAUCAUUGGAUACGGUUUUGGAUCAAAAUUUCGAUAGGGGGCUUAUGGUUGAUUUAGCACUCGAGAUAUGUGUUGGUAUAUGGGCAAGUUUGUUUACGAAUACUGCGUAUCGGGUCCGUAAUUACUAACGCGACGAGAUAAAGAUCGCGGUGGUGUAGUGGAUAUGGUGUCCGCAUAGCGAUUGGGAGGUCACAGGUUUGAUACCCACUGUGGGAGCGUUGUUAAGAUUUUCUCAAUCGACACCAAGUACUGGUUCUAGUCCCAGGAAACGGACUCGAGAGCGUUUCAAAUCAGCCUUAGGUUUUAUAUACAAACAUGCUAAUAAAAUAGGUAUAGACUAAAUGCACAAGUCUUAGAAUUAAUGAAUAUUCCUUUAACUGCGAUGUUUCAAAGUUCUUAAAAGUUAUGUCUAUAAUUUUUUUCAUUAUUGUUCAUCAAUGUAUUAAUAAGAUAAGCACCAUUUUUUGCAUGUAGAUAUUCAAACUCUUAAGUAUGUUGUUAGUCUAGGAAUAGAUUGGUGAAUACGGACCAAUGAUUUGAAAAGGGAUGUUUUGUUGGUAAAGCGCCAAAAGGAAAUAUAUUUUAUUUCUAUUUGAAGAUUUGCAUUUAAGUUAAUACAAAGCUAUGUCAGAUUAGUAUAAGCAAACAAAGGUUUGGUUAAUGCACAGUGUUACACAUUUUUUAAACAAAAACUAGUUUGUUCUACUCUGCAGUAAAUUCUGUUUCUUUCUUUGAUGAUUAAUAUCUAUUUGACUCCAUUAAAUGUAGGAGCCAUGUGUCGACGAUUGUGGAUGUACCCGAUACAGUUAUAGGUUGGUUCCUAUAUAAGCAAUGUGUCAUUUAUACAUUAUUUCAGCGUGAAUUACUUGUUCCUGUUUAUUAGUUAUGUAUGUGGCUUGGUGCAAAAGCUUAUUUGUAUCAUAGUAAGUAGGCAAUGAUCACAUUUUAUAUUAAGCAGCAUCAUUUAUCUCAGUGUUGUUAUACAUUUAUUAUUUAUGUAUUUUGCCAGUUUUUCAACUGUGGUGAUUGCAUCUUUUGUAAAGGAAUAAACGUUAAAAACUGUU
Molecule: messenger RNA, 3840 nt
Organism: Dreissena polymorpha
Lineage: Eukaryota; Metazoa; Mollusca; Bivalvia; Myida; Dreissenidae
Product: sodium/glucose cotransporter 4-like
Exons: 15
Coding region: 85-2022 (645 amino acids)
Biological process (GO): transmembrane transport
Cellular component (GO): plasma membrane
Molecular function (GO): D-glucose:sodium symporter activity
Source: RefSeq, a predicted model, not a curated record